This is a messenger RNA of Leptosia nina, 1380 nucleotides long. The record is from the annotation of a GenBank genome assembly. Lineage: Eukaryota; Metazoa; Arthropoda; Insecta; Lepidoptera; Pieridae.
AUGUCUGCGGGAACGUUUGUUGAUAGAAUUGACCCUUUCGCUAAGCGGUCUCUUAAGAAAAAGACCAAGAAGAGCCAAGGGUCUUCACGUUAUCGUAACACGCAAGAUGUGGAACUACAGGCAUUGCCAUUACUUAAAGAUGUACCAAGUCAUGACCAAGAAGAACUGUUCAUACACAAGUUGCGUCAGUGUUGUAUUACUUUUGAUUUCAUGGACCCUGUUGCUGAUUUAAAGGGAAAAGAAAUCAAACGUGCCACAUUGAAUGAGCUUGUUGAGUAUAUUACUGUUGGUCGCGGGGUACUCACCGAACCUGUUUACCCAGAAAUGAUAAGAAUGAUAUCGACAAACUUGUUUCGAACUCUACCACCAAGUGACAAUCCUGACUUCGAUCCAGAAGAGGAUGACCCGACACUGGAGGCCUCUUGGCCACACCUUCAGAUAGUCUACGAGUUCUUUUUGCGCGUCCUUGAAUCAGCUGACUUUCAGCCAACCAUUGGCAAGAAAGUCAUUGACCAGAAAUUUGUAUUGCAGCUAUUAGAUUUGUUCGAUGCUGAAGAUCCGCGUGAGCGUGACUUUUUGAAGACCGUGCUUCAUCGCAUCUACGGGAAGUUUCUGGGUCUACGAGCUUAUAUACGAAAACAGAUCAAUAAUAUAUUUCUUCGAUUUAUUUACGAAACUGAGCAUUUCAACGGCGUGGCCGAACUUCUAGAGAUAUUAGGAAGUAUAAUCAACGGGUUCGCCUUGCCGCUGAAGAGUGAGCACAAACAGUUCCUGGUGAAGGUGUUGCUGCCCUUGCACAAGGUGAAGUGCCUGGCACUAUACCAAGGGCAGCUCGCCUACUGCGUCGUGCAGUUCCUAGAGAAGGACGCGACGCUAACCGAGCCGGUGGUGCGCGGUCUCCUCAAGCUCUGGCCCAAGACUUGCUCGCAGAAAGAGGUGAUGUUUUUGGGCGAGAUGGAGGAGAUACUGGAUGUGAUUGAGCCAUCAGAAUUUGUCAAAAUACAAGAACCAUUGUUUAAACAAAUUGCCAAAUGUGUUUCUAGCCCUCACUUUCAGGUCGCAGAGAGGGCGCUAUACUAUUGGAACAACGAAUACGUACUGUCACUGAUAGAAGAGAACAACCAAGUGAUAAUGCCGAUAAUGUUCCCAGCGCUCUAUCGGAUGAGCAAGGAGCACUGGAACCAGACCAUUAUCCCAUUUAUCUACAACGUGCUAAAGACCUUCAUGGAAAUGAAUUCUAAGCUCUUCGACGAACUCACCUUUAACUAUAAAGUGGACCGACAAAAAGAGAAGAAACGCGAAAAGGAGCGCGACGAGCUGUGGAAGCGGCUGGGCGAGAUGGAGUUGAGCCAAAAGCGCGCGCAGGCCGCGAUCAAGUGA